AUGACUAGGAAACAUCACUGUUGUUGGGGAGAAUUGGGAAGAUUAUGUUCUUGUUGCGGUUGGUAUGAGUGCCGCCUAGCGAGCUCAUGGGAAGAUGGCACAAUUGUACAUCGUGAGAUGCAAUAUCCACUCGUCUCCUUCUCCCCCCCCCCCUCUUUUUUUGAUAAAGGAAAAAGGGGGGGGGGGGGUAGGAACAGGUUAUCUUAUGAGUCCUUAUAUUCAACUUUUAUUUGCAUAAGUGCUAAAGCCAAGAUUUCUUUGGAGAUGGCCCUGCACGGCCACUAUCGGGGUAGGCUCUAUCACCGGGAUAUCGAUCUUGUAGAUGCUCUCCCCACUCCUAUGUCUGAAAGGCGCAUGCGAGAGUUUUCUAGGUUGCGGUUGGUGGAAGUGGGAAAUGUUGGUUCUAGCGGGCCACCAUCGCCUUCCCAAUCAGCCGUUGGGGUUGCUUCCCUAGUUUGUUCGUCGAUUACUGUUCCUUCUAGUUUGCCUGUGGGGGUACGAGCAGGAAAAGGUAAUGCUUCUAUUUGGAAAAGGAAAAGUUUACGCGUGGUUCCAUCGUUAGACGAGGAGACGGAAUCUGAUGAUGUGGGUGUUUGUCCUCGUAAAGCGCAUAGGACUAAAGAGAUAGUGGUGUUGCCUUGUUCUCCAGAGGCGUCACCCUCACCAUUUGUUGUUUCACCCUUGGUUAAUCUUGGUUCCGACUCUAUGUCUGGGGGUGCGCCGAGUUCGCAUGGAGGUUCUUUUCAGCAGAAGAAGCCUUCCCUAUUUGACCAAAUAGGAACUUUAUCUCAUUCCCUAUCUUUCGAGGCCUAUGCUUCGGACUGGAUGCUGGAGAAGGGAGUGGUUCGCAUAAUUGAUAAAGUUAUCGAGAGCGGGGAGUUUGCCAGCGGGGUCCAAGGUGUUUGUGAGGCAUGUGAGGCCCUUAGGUUUGAAAAGGGGAAGCAACUAUGUGGUUGCUCUACACGUCCUGGAGAACCUGAAGUCCCAGAUCCUGGCGGUGUUAAAAGAAAGGCUGAAGAGGUGGAUGCCGCUUUGUUGUCCCUUGCUGAGACGGAUUUCGCAGGCCUUUUUCGCUUGGGGGGAGCUGGAUUAUGA
Molecule: messenger RNA, 1095 nt
Organism: Lactuca saligna
Lineage: Eukaryota; Viridiplantae; Streptophyta; Magnoliopsida; Asterales; Asteraceae
Source: the annotation of a GenBank genome assembly